Tribolium castaneum (red flour beetle) is the source of this 1010-nucleotide messenger RNA. RefSeq names its product histidine-rich glycoprotein. Lineage: Eukaryota; Metazoa; Arthropoda; Insecta; Coleoptera; Tenebrionidae. The transcript has 4 exons. The record is from RefSeq and is a predicted model, not a curated record. Bases 139 to 495 code for a protein of 118 amino acids.
AACUCGUUCCCCAAAAAUGUAACCGAGACAUAAUGGCCCAAGCGAUAAAAAUUUCUUUUUAUUAUACUCCAACCCGAAAUCCCUAUAAAAACGAAAAAUUCCCAAAAACACCACAGUCACUUCCAGACACUGACCAGAAUGGCGCACCUUUUCGUCUUCACCCUUUUUGUCGUUACGAUUGCCACAACCCUUGCCGCGACCACGCACCCCACCCAUGGCGGCAUAGACACCCAUCACGAGAAGCCCAGACCCGACCAUCGCCCCGAACACCACCAUGAAGAGGAGCAGAGACCUGGGGAACACCACCACGGGGCUGGGGAGCACCACCAGGAGCAAAGACCGGCAGGGCACCACCAAGGGGAACACCACGGAACGAGUGGAGAGCAUCAUCGAGAGGAGCAGAGACCGGCAGGACAACACCAUGGAGAGACGGCGGGUGAGCAUCACCGCGAGGAGCAUAAACCAGGACAAGGGGAGCAUCACCAUGGGCAGUAAAUUUAUGUUUUAUGAGUUAAUGGCGAGUUUUCAUGAAUAUAAUAUCAUUUGAAAUAUUUUUGGUGUUUUAAUUUAUUAUUGGGCGAAACCUUGAUUAAAAUAGUGACCUUCGGGUUGAUCAUCACGUAGUGCAUCCACGUUUUUACAUUUUAUGUCUAGUUGAAGAACCAGCACGACCAGUAUUUUGUUUUUUUGUUUGAAAUGGUAAUUUUGCCCUUUAAUUUACGCUGCUAUAUAAACGAAACAACUCUCGCUCUGACUUGAACACAGUCGAACAAUGAAGUCCAAGUUGAUGAUCGUUUUUCUUUUUAUUGUCGGGGUUGCCUUAGUGGUUUCUUCUCCCACUGGUGAAGAGCCAAAAUCAGACUCUUCGUCGGCUUUGCCUGGAAGUGUUAACAACAAUGGAAACGUUGGAGUCAACGCUGGUGCUUCAGGCCAACCGGUGAGAUACGGCCAACAGGAUCAAGCCAAAACAAAAGUGUAACUUUUUAAUGAAUAAAGAUGCUAAAAUUUGA